CACACUCGGGUCUCGCAGCACUACGCUCGCUGUGUAUUUGGCGCAGGCGCGCUGUAAAUGCGGUGUGUGUGCGCAUUGUGUGUGUGUGUGUGAACUGCCGGCGAGCUUAAAAAUAUUACCGAGCGGCGGGAAUGUCUGGCAGGUCAGUGCGCGCCGAGACCCGGAGCAGAGCCAAAGAUGACAUCAAACGCGUUAUGGCCGCUAUUGAUAAAGUACGAAAAUGGGAGAAAAAAUGGGUGACGGUUGGAGACACUUCACUGCGUAUCUUCAAAUGGGUUCCAGUGACUGAACCAAAGUCUGACGAUAAUAACAAAAAAAAGAAGGGCAGAGAGGAGAAAUAUGGAUCAGAGUUGACGACUCCGGAGAACAGUUCCUCUCCAGGAAUGAUGGACAUGCACGACGAGAACAGUAAUCAGAGCUCAAUAGCUGAUUCCUCUCCAGUGAAGAUGGAGAACAGCUGUAGCACGAGCCCGACACCAGAGGCCACUGCUGCUGCUCACGAUGAUGGAAACAAGUGCAAGGCAGAACAUACGCCAUCCCCUGACAAAGGGAAUUGUAACUCCACCCCUUCAGAGACCUCAACAAGCAAAACAGAUACUCCGUUAUCAGGGGAGAAGGAGUCCCCAUCAGGCACCUCAACAAACACUCAGGAAAGUGAAGAUGGUUCCCCACCCACAAAGAAAAGUAAAGUGGAAUCAUCUUCUCAGGACUUGGAUAACUAAAGCUGACUAGUUUGCUCCCACGUUUCAAACACGUCACUGUCACGAACCAAUGAGGAAACCCGACCCACUUGACAAACCAUUCCUGAUCUUCAAAUACAGCUUCACCUUCUUCUUCAUCUUCUCACCUGGAGCGAACGUUUGCAGACGUCACUGUGCCAGUGAACCGAGGUUGAUGGCAAACACUGACCUGAUCCUUUGAGAAACCUGCAGCCUCGCUCCAUCCAGUUCAUGCACGAUAUACAGCGUUAGUUUAACAGUAACGAGAGUGAAUGCACUGCAUAGAUUUGUCAAGAUAAAAGAUGGAUUUGCUGCUGUGAUCAUCUUUAUUUAAAAAAAAAUUAUUAUUUAAUUUAAUGACUCUACUAGUUGUUUUCUAACUAUUUUGUAGAUUGUUGUAUGGUUAUAGUGCAGGUGUUUGGUUUGUUUAUAGAUUCUCUACUGGUUUGUGUGCCUUCUGGCUCCAUGAUGUGUGCUCUUUUU
Messenger RNA from Sinocyclocheilus anshuiensis, 1202 nucleotides. Its product is annotated as B-cell CLL/lymphoma 7 protein family member A-like. The transcript is spliced from 7 exons. The coding region runs from base 132 to 722 and encodes 196 amino acids. NCBI's taxonomy places the organism in Eukaryota, Metazoa, Chordata, Actinopteri, Cypriniformes, Cyprinidae. The record is from RefSeq and is a predicted model, not a curated record.